UCCAUCAAAAUUACCGGCCGCGGCGGUUGCGCCAAGUAUUGUGGUACAGCUCCAUCACCCGGCAACAUUUCAUUCUCCAGCUUACGUCAAUCCUUUACUUCCAAUGUCAACUACCUGAAACGGAGAGAGUCCGGCGCGUACGAGCGUCACGUGUGUCCGGGUGAAAGAUUAAAAGAAAUUCGGUUCUCGUCAGGAGAUUUGAGCUCGGAGCUCGACGAUGAACCGAAUACGGAAUCCGGGCUGGCCUCCGUGGCGCGGCAGGACUCGUCCCAGCCGUAUCAGGCGGUCCCAGAUCGGCCUCUACAAUCUCAGCCGGCACCGCUCCCACCGACCAAUCAACCGCCGAUCCCAGGAGCACCGCCAGCUGGACCACCUCAACCGAUCGGCGGUGAUCUCAGCUUGAACUUGAGACCGGGAUCGAGGACUACCAGCGCACCUUCCUCGCCGGCCAAAAGUCGAGAGAGUUUGUUGCAAAGAGUCCAGAGUCUUACCGGGGCUGCCAGAGAUCAGGGUGCCUCCAUUCUGGGAGCAGCCGUUUCGGGCGCCACGAGAGGACCCUCCUACAGCAAGGAUCGAUGCUUCACUCUCUUAGUGAUAGACGAUCAGAAUACCGAUUGGAGCAAAUAUUUUCGGGGUCGACGGCUACACGGGGAUUAUGAGAUUCGCGUGGAGCAAGCGGAAUUCCGAGAGAUGUCCCUCACGGCGAAUGAAGCAGGCAGUACCGUGUCUAUGGCAGUUUAUCGUAAUGGUACUAAAGUCAUCAGAUCUUUCAAGCCGGAUUUCGUGCUGAUUCGUCAAAAUUUGCGAGACGCUGGAGAGGAUUACAAGAACCUUCUUCUUGGUCUGAUGUACGGUGGCAUCCCGAGCGUUAACAAUCUUACCGCGAUUUACAACUUCCAGGACAAGCCAUGGGUAUUCGCGCAUUUAUUGGCUCUCCAACGUCGCUUGGGCAAAGAUAGUUUCCCCCUGAUCGAGCAGACUUACUACCCGAAUCAUCGUGAAAUGGUGAGCGCUUCGCGAUUCCCCGUAGUAGUGAAAUUAGGACACGCCCACGGAGGUAUCGGCAAGGCCCGCGCCGAAACGAAUCAAGAUUUCUUGGAUCUCGCAUCUUUGGCGGCAUUAACGAAUACUUAUUGCACCGCGGAGCCGUACGUCGACACCAAAUUCGACGUGCACGUGCAGAAAAUAGGAAACAAUUACAAGGCCUUUCUUCGAAAAAGCAUAACUGGAAACUGGAAAUCUAACACGGGCUCGGCCAUGUUGGAGCAAGUACCGGUGAGCGAGCGACAUCGUGUCUGGAUCGACAACGUGUGUCAACUCUUUGGAGGUUUGGAUAUUUGCGCGAUCGAGCUUCUCGUUGGUAAAGAUGGCCGAGAACACAUCAUAGAGGUGAACGAUAGCGCGCUCUCCUUGAUGGGAGACUCUCAGGAAGAAGAUCGCCGUCACAUCGCCGAUUUGGUUACCGCCAAGAUGCAAGCUUGUUGCCGACCAUCCAGCGUUUUAACGAAAACAGCCUCGAGGGGUUCUAUGUCCGGUUCGAGCCAGGCUACGAGUCCCGUCGAAGAUUCGCGUACGGCACCCCCAAGCGUACCUCCUCCGGCAGCACCUUUAGGAUCUCACGGAAGUAUGAGCUCGAUGGCGAGCAUAGGUAGCUUAGGCUCUACGACGGCCUUGGCAGGCGACGUUACUACUUCGGACAGCCAUCAUCAGCUUCAACGUCGUGAUUCUCAAGCAUCCCAAUCGAGCACGGUCAGCAGUGCGCCAUCGGUCGGUCGAAGACAAGAGGAACCACCGGCGAUACCAUCCAGAGUACCGUUUCAUCGUCAGGGUAGUCAGUCUCAGAGUCAAGGAGAAGACACGGAGGAUACGAUGAAGAAUCUUCGAAAAACGUUCGCUGGUAUAUUCGGCGAUAUGUAAUUCGUUGAAUCGAUCGACCAACGCAAAGGAAAAGAUCGAGGGAAAUCCGAUUAAGAAUGCGAUAACGCGAGUCUAUAUGAUUGAUCCUUUUCAAGUCUGAAAAAUAUCGCCUUGUUUAAGGGACUCUUUUGUUUUACCGAUACGGUUUAUAACGUCGACAUUUAAGCGGCUCAACGAUAUCCCAAGUAUUUCCUACGGUAGCCUCGCAUCGAUGCGUAAACGUCUAUAUAUUUGCAGACUGUUCAUUUACUUAUCCGUACUCGAUCCAAACGCGAUUCUUAGAUUAGAAGAAAAUUUUCUCGCUUGUCAGUAGUCGAUAUAUUCGCCGUUUCUCGA
This is a messenger RNA of Vespula pensylvanica (western yellowjacket), 2253 nucleotides long. It is a transcript of the gene Syn, whose product is annotated as synapsin. Gene Ontology annotation, biological process: neurotransmitter secretion. The transcript has 10 exons. NCBI's taxonomy places the organism in Eukaryota, Metazoa, Arthropoda, Insecta, Hymenoptera, Vespidae. Gene Ontology annotation, cellular component: synaptic vesicle; synaptic vesicle membrane. The annotation marks the transcript as partial. The record is from RefSeq and is a predicted model, not a curated record. Gene Ontology annotation, molecular function: metal ion binding; ATP binding.